GUAGAUGCCUAAGGUUCUUCGGCUGUACAAGGAGGCUUGUGCUAGUAGUGGACGCAGUCAUCAGCUGUGCUUCUAGAAAUCAUCAUCCCCACUCUCCCUCUAGAUAUGUUUAUUACCUUGAGGAAUUGCCUCAUCACCAGAUGACAACACUACCAGCCUUGGGGGAUCCCGACAGCUGCCUCCCCGAAGGCCGUGGACGGAUGAAGGCGGGGGGCCCGCAGCUCACCUGAGGCGGCGGCGGUGGCCACGCCUCUCCCUGCUGUGUCUUUAAAGCCCUCCUCCUCCUCUUCCUCCUCCUCCUCUCCAUCCCUCCAUUCCUGCCUCGCCGCUGCCGCUUGUAGCUGCCGGGCUCUGCCUCGCCCGCUUUCUCUCCCCACCCUCCCAGUCCCCGCCACCAGCCAUGGCUGACAUGAAGACCGGCAUCUUCGCCAAAAACGUCCAGAAGCGCCUCAACCGCGCCCAGGAGAAGGUUCUUCAAAAACUAGGAAAAGCAGAUGAAACUAAAGAUGAACAGUUUGAAGAAUACGUUCAAAAUUUCAAACGGCAAGAGGCAGAGGGUUCCAGACUCCAGAGAGAACUGAGAGGAUAUUUAGCAGCCAUUAAAGGAAUGCAAGAUGCCUCAAAGAAGCUUACAGAGUCUCUCCAUGAAGUGUACGAGCCAGACUGGUAUGGACGUGAAGAUGUGAAAAUGAUUGGAGAGAAAUGUGAUGAACUUUGGGAAGACUUCCAUCAAAAACUGGUGGAUGGGUCAUUGUUAACUCUGGAUACGUAUUUAGGACAAUUUCCUGAUAUAAAAACUCGCAUUGCAAAACGAAGCAGAAAGCUAGUGGACUACGACAGUGCAAGGCAUCAUCUAGAAGCCCUGCAGAGCUCGAAAAGAAAAGAUGAGGGCAGAAUCACCAAGGCAGAAGAAGAAUUUCAAAAAGCACAGAAAGUGUUUGAAGAGUUUAACACUGAUUUGCAAGAAGAGUUGCCAUCUCUGUGGUCACGACGAAUUGGCUUCUAUGUGAACACCUUCAAAAAUGUAUCCAGCCUUGAAGCCAAGUUUCACAAGGAAAUAGCUUUAUUAUGUCACAAACUAUAUGAAGUGAUGACAAAGCUGGGGGAUCAGCAUGCAGACAAGGCCUUCACCAUUCAAGGGGCACCAAGUGAUUCAGGUCCACUCCGCUUUGCAAAAACACCGUCACCACCAGAGGAGGUCUCUCCCCUACCUAGCCCUACUGCUAGUCCCAAUCAUAUGCUGGCACCAGCAUCUCCGGCACCAGCCCGACCUAAGUCACCUACACAGCUGAGGAAAGGUCCACCGGUCCCGCCACUGCCUAAACUCACACCCACAAAGGAGUUGCAACAGGAGAACAUCAUUAACUUAUUUGAUGACAACUUUGUCCCAGAAAUCAAUGUGACAACCCCAUCACAGAAUGAAGUACCUGAAGCUAAGAAAGAGGAAUCGUUACUGGAUUUGGACUUCGACCCCUUCAAGCCAGAAGCUGUGUCAACAGGAGUUGGUCAUUCACCCAUGUCUCAGACAUUGCCGUGGGAUCUAUGGACGACAAGCAGCGAAUUGGUGCAGCCGCCUGAUUCUUCAAAAAGUCUUUCCCUGUGUAACCUGAUCAUGGAGGAAACCCCAAACAGUGGGUCAUCAGAAGAUACUAACAGAUCUCAAACUGAUCUGGGUUCACUCAGCUGGGGCCUAGAUGUUAGCACACCCACUGUCAGCCAGGAAAUUACUGCAGGCAGUUCUUUGCUUUUCCCCAGGGCAGAGCAAACCUCAAGCGAAUCUACUGGUACUCUGCCUGCUAAUGUUUGGCCUGCAGUAGGUGAGCAGGAGGAUGCUGCACCAGGGCCAGCUUCUGUAAGCGAAAACCAGAGGACUUCACUGGAGGACCAGUUGGAUGCCAAAAGUGUCGUGUGGAAAGAUGUGGUGACCAAUCAGCCUUUAGAGAACGUAACCAAUUUUGGGGCACCCAUCCUGGGGACUGAUAGCUUGUUGGAUGAACCACUCCCAUGUGAUGUGCAAAAGGCAGAGGAAGAGCAUGAGGAAGACGAGUGGGCAGGUGUCAAGCCAAGUGAAAAGGUAGAGACUGGAGCUAACUACAAGGAGGUAGAAGGUACAGAGAAACUGGAAGAGCAAGGUUGUGAAACCAAAGGAAACAGUGAGGCAGAAUUUCAUAACGGUUUAGCAAAAUCAGAUCUUGAAAUUUUGGCCAGCACAGAAGUAGAAAAUUUACGUGAGUUUGAAGAUAAUUAUGGGGAUACUGGGAGAGCUAGUGAUGCUAACCUAGAAGACUCUACAGAAGAAGAAUUAAAACAGGUCAAUGUCAUUGAGGAGAUGGCUAGAGAAAUACCACCGUUGAGCACAGGGCUGGAAUGUGGGGACAAAAUAGGGGCGUACGACUGUAAAACUAUAGAAGGCACUGGCUCUGAACCUGAGAGAGUCCUUGGUAUCUGGGAUGAGGACCAUGGAAAUACAUUAGAGGAGGCCUUAGAUCAAACUGACAGUGGUACUGGACAGAGUACAUCCAUGGAGCAUAUAAACAUGAGGGCACAUGUUGACCUAGACCACACAGGCAAGUACCCUCCAGAUACUGGAAGUGAUCUAUGUGAUGCUGAAUUAUUCAGUGCAGAAGAGUCUGGUAAAGGAACUGAAGGUAACAGCAUCAGUCACCUCCCAAAUGGUAGUACUGGUUCUAAAGGUCAAGCUGCUGCUGAAAAACAGUGGGCAUUGCUGCCCAAGGAGGCUGAUGCUGCUCGCGCAAGCUGUGAUAAUCCUUGCCUAGAUAAUGCAGAUGACCAAGUGACAAGUAGGACAGCAACAGCAGUCACUGAAGUGAUUAGCAGUGGUGUCCCUGAAGCCUUGGAAACAGAGCCCUGGCUGGCAAACUGGGAUCCAACAGUUACUAAUGAUUCCUGGGGUUUUUCAGUUUGGUCAGAUAGCCAAGCCAAUGGACUGGAUAAUUGGCCCUUUUUCCCCAAGGAUCAAAACUCAGAGGAAGGUAACAUGGAAAAUGUUUGGUUAGGCAUUAGUAAUAAAUGGUCUACAGAAGACAUAGGAGCUACUGAUAGCAGCUGGGGGGAAGUAGGUGCAAGCACAGGCCACAUAAUUCAGGAGACACUAGUAAAACAAGGUUUGCCUGGGGAGCAGGCAAGCAUGAGCAAUCCUGGACUGAGCAAGGAGAUAGCUAGACCCUUGUCUCUGUUUCAAAUGGGAAAUUCCAGAAAUGCUAGCACCGAGAGUUCAACUAGUCCUAAAGACAAUGAGACCAACAACUCAGAUUUAUCUGAAGAUGAAAUUGCUAACCGGAGAUAUGGAUUGUUGUACCAGGAAAUUGAGGCUGAUAAAGAAGAGGUACCUACCCCAGUGUGUAGCAUAGUCUAGACAAAGAGUUCCCUAGGCCAUGCAUAUGCUUGUUGUUUAAAAACAUUCCAUUUGUGUGUUUCCUACUACCAUUCCUAAGUCCAUGUUAUUCUUUUUUUGAAAAAUUGCCAUGCAACUCUUCAUGGUGUGGUACCCUUCAGCCCUUCAAGCAGGCUGAAAAAAAAAACAUUUCAAAAUGGUGAAUGAAGCAUUGAACUGUGAAGAAGCAUUUUGUCUGGCAGCUUUUGUGUUUUAUCUGUAGAUCUUUAAAUGCACCUGGCCUUUUUUUUUAAUUAUUGUUUUUUAAAAAUACUUAAGGUACUCUUCCUUUUCUUUUUGUCAUUUUUGUUAAGCCUGUGAUGUCUGUUAUCAAAUACCACUGUUAUAAAAAUUUCUUGCUGCCUUACCCUUAAUUUUAUUUUUUUCUCUGUUUUUUUCUUUUUUGUUCCUUUUUUUUAUGUCUGGCCUUACAUUUUUAUUUU
Molecule: messenger RNA, 3837 nt
Organism: Passer montanus (Eurasian tree sparrow)
Lineage: Eukaryota; Metazoa; Chordata; Aves; Passeriformes; Passeridae
Gene: AMPH
Product: amphiphysin
Exons: 15
Coding region: 401-3376 (991 amino acids)
Biological process (GO): synaptic vesicle endocytosis
Cellular component (GO): synaptic vesicle; plasma membrane; cytoplasm
Molecular function (GO): phospholipid binding; protein binding
Source: RefSeq, a predicted model, not a curated record